AAUAAAGGAGAUACAACAAUCGUUAUGAAUCAGUAGCGUUUGAGCGAGUGGAAUCAGCUGCAAAAGCAUAUAUUCCAUUCAGUUGAGUGCUGAACUUUGGUGAAGCUUGUAAACGUUAUUUUUUGCGUCCACAUCGAUAGCUUUGUGAGGGAAAAGUAAAAUAUAGGUAGUAAAAACAUACAUACAAAUCGAGACACUUAAUAAAGCGCGACAAGAAAUCAAGAAAUUAAAAUCAAUUUCAAUUUAACGAACAAUUAUUAUUUUAAAAACCAAAUAGCCAAUGCAAACAGGUAUGGCCAGCCCACAGCUGAUCGACGAAUUUUUCGAUUUUAUGUAUCCGCUUGCGCAGCGCGCUGGCGAGUUAUUGCUCGAGGGUUAUGCGGAGGUCGGCAAGCAGAUCAGCAUCAAGACAGCAUUCUACGAUGUGGUCACUGAUUACGAUAAUAAAAUCGAAGAAUUUCUAAUUGAACAAAUAUUGGCACGCUAUCCGGAGCAUAAGUUCAUCGGCGAAGAGGAUACAGCCAAAAAUAAUCAUGUAACAAAAGCGCUAACGGAUGCACCGACUUGGAUCAUUGAUCCCAUCGAUGGCACAUCGAAUUUUAUCAAACAGAUACCGCACGUAUGCGUCUCAAUCGGUUUGGCGGUGAAUAAACAAAUCGUUUUGGGCAUCAUCAACAAUCCAGUGCAGCAGAAAAUGUACACAACAAAACUGGGUGGCGGCGCCUUUUGCAAUGGGCAGCCUAUACACGUUAGCAGUAUUGCUAAAAUCAGCGAAGCGAAUGUGGCAUACGAGGUGUCGUUGCUACACGCUCAUAAAAUACGUAACAAGCAUAUAAAACGGAUAUAUCAUAUCGGCGCGUCUGCUAGAAGAUUACUCGCCUAUGCAUGUGUCGUGGAUUCCUUAUGCAUGGUAGCUGCCGGAAACUUGGAUGCAUUUCACAUCGAAGACAUGUACCCAUGGGAUUGUGCUGCUGGUUAUUUGCUUAUACGCGAAGCCGGUGGCGUGGUAACACAUCCCUAUGGCGGACCAUUUGAAAUUAUGAAACCAGAUUUAAUAUGCGCUGGCACCGAGUCGUUGCGCAAAGAUAUGGAAGAGCUCAUAAGGAAAGCCGAUCAAGAGAAAUCUGUGGGCGGCGAGGAGCUAUAAAGUUUGGUUGAAAGUUGAAAUUUGGGCUAGCAGGUUUCUUAUUGUUAUGUACUUAAAUUUUGUAAUAUCAAAUUUCUU
Bactrocera tryoni is the source of this 1225-nucleotide messenger RNA. Its product is annotated as inositol monophosphatase 1. Lineage: Eukaryota; Metazoa; Arthropoda; Insecta; Diptera; Tephritidae. The transcript is spliced from 3 exons. Gene Ontology annotation, biological process: inositol metabolic process; signal transduction; phosphatidylinositol phosphate biosynthetic process. The coding region runs from base 281 to 1147 and encodes 288 amino acids. Gene Ontology annotation, molecular function: inositol monophosphate 1-phosphatase activity. The record is from RefSeq and is a predicted model, not a curated record.